AUGGCAUUACGCUCCAACACAUCCCUGCUAUGGCUGUGUCUGGGAGCAUCCUUGGGCUUUCUCGCCUGCCGCCAGCUCGUGCGCAACCUCCUUGAGGUCCCCAAACUGACCGAAAUCCGGCACGACGAAAACGACGAGCGCAUGAUCAGCCAGGGCACCGAGGAUGCUCUCAAGCUCGACACGCUUCACAAGUUGACUGAAAGUCCAAGCUAUGAACUCCGCGGGGCGUCGCUUCGGAUUAUAUCAGAACGGGCGACGAAAGAAGCCUCGCGUGAUCUUCUUUUAGAAGACCUGGCUAGCAAAAACAAGCGCCGGCGAGACCGCGCCUUGACUGCCAUUUACUUUUUGGUUUCCAGCCGUGCUCGUGAGUGCCGACACACACUCGUUGCCCAACACAGGCGAUUUGAUAAUUCAGUAGUAGCACGCUCAAUCUCUCCCCUGCGGUUACACGACCAACCCACCUUCAACGCCCUGAUCGACUGCCUCUGCAAUUUCCUUGCCGAACACACCGAGGAAAUCGGCACCAGCAAUUCCCCCGUGCUUCCCAAAACCCGACCCGCCGGCGAAAGAAAGGCCCUGGCCGCACUGAAUGUUCUUCUCAUUGAUAACGUGCCUCCUGCGCUGGAAGCGGGGGUUAUCACGCGGUGGUUGGCGAAUUACCCAUUUCCAUGUCUUCGUGAUGACAACGACAGCAGUGACCACCGACGCAAGGAUCCGGUCUGGUUGAUGAAGGAGUACUGGAUGGACGAUACCCUGAUGAGCUCGAUUUUCUCGACGUUGGUUAUGCAUCCAGAAGGAAACCGGCAAUUCCGCCAGGUUGGAUUGCUGGGCAGCGUGAUAGAUGAAGACGAUGAGGACGAUGAGGAUGACGACGACGACGACGGAGAUGAGGACGGGGAUGAGGAUGAGGAUGAGGCUGAAGUCGAUGGUGAUGUUUGGAUGGUCAAUGGCGACGACACAGCCGGCCGAGGCCGCGUGCCUGAACGUCUGCGCCAGGCAGACGAGAGCCUCGAGGAGCAGACACUUCGCCGGCGCCGGAGAGAGGCCAUGGUGUUUAGUGAGGCGGGGAGACCGCUGGGGAAUGAAAACAUUAUUGAGCGGCUUCCUGGGUGGUAA
Molecule: messenger RNA, 1116 nt
Organism: Talaromyces rugulosus
Lineage: Eukaryota; Fungi; Ascomycota; Eurotiomycetes; Eurotiales; Trichocomaceae
Exons: 4
Coding region: 1-1116 (371 amino acids)
Source: RefSeq, a predicted model, not a curated record